This is a messenger RNA of Archocentrus centrarchus (flier cichlid), 2234 nucleotides long. RefSeq names its product RILP-like protein 1. The record is from RefSeq and is a predicted model, not a curated record. Gene Ontology annotation, cellular component: cytoplasm; ciliary basal body. Gene Ontology annotation, molecular function: protein dimerization activity; small GTPase binding; dynein light intermediate chain binding. Gene Ontology annotation, biological process: cilium assembly. The transcript has 8 exons. Lineage: Eukaryota; Metazoa; Chordata; Actinopteri; Cichliformes; Cichlidae. The coding region runs from base 159 to 1523 and encodes 454 amino acids.
GGUGCGCAGAGAAAGUUUAAACUGUCAACAAACUGGAACAGACAUUGUGUGUUCAGGCUCUUGCUACCUUAUGUAAACUCGUCUUUCAGAUGUGAGAUUUCUCGGAGGACGUGAAGAUAUGUAGAAAUUCUGAGUUGUAGAUAAAGCAGAGCACGGGCAUGGAGAGCCACGCUGUGUCGGUGUUGGACAAACCCGCGGCGGAGCUCACGGUUGUGGAUGUGUAUGAGAUAGCAGCGGUGCUCGGCCAGGAGUUUGAGCGGAUCAUAGACAGGUUUGGGUGCGACACUCUCGUCGGAUUGGUGCCCCGAGUGGUGCGUGUCCUAGAGCUUCUGGAGGCACUGGUGGGCCGCGGAUCCACCGGGCAAGAGGCCGAGGAGCUGCGGAGGGAGCUGGAUAGGCUGCGGCAGGAGCGGAGCGACAGACACGAACAGGAGAGGAAGCACCAGAAGGAGUUGGAGCUGCUGGAGGAUGUUUGGAGAGGAGAAGUCCAGGACCUGCUUUCUCAAAUCGCUCAGCUUCAGGCAGAGAACAAGAGGCUGCUGGUGAGCCUUUCUCUUAAAGAGUCCCCAGUCACAGAGGAAGACCUGCAGAAGCAUGAGGCAGGAAUGUCAGAGAAAGAAAAACAAGUGAUGAAGAAACUUCAAGACUUGGUGGAUAAACAGAGAGAUGAAAUCCGGGCUAAAGAUCGUGAGCUGACACUAAGAAAUGAGGAUGUCGAGGCGCUCCAGUUGCAGCAGCAUCGGCUGAUAAGGAUGAACCAGGAGCUUCUUCACAGGACAGGUGUGAUGGAGGCUCAGGGCAAGACCCUGAUUCAGCAGAGGGCUGAGCUGGAGGCUGCAGCCCAGACACACCACCAGGAACUAGGGGCUCUGCGGCUGGAGGUCACGAGGCUGAAAAAGGAGCUGCGGGAGUUGGAACUAGAGAGAGAAGUUGCUGAAAUAGAAGAGUUGCCUCUGCCAAACUCUGAGAUUCCUUCACCUACACCACCACUGAGGACUUCUUCAGCAGCAGCACUUUCUAACUCCUUAAAACCAAAUUCGGUGUGGGUGGAGUGUGGAGGAGACCCAGACUUCAUGGAAAACUGCUUUGAGUGUGACAAGAGUCUUCCCUUUCUCCCAAAGUCAGCAAACAGAGAGGAUAAUGAGGAAGAGGGAAAUGAAGAGGAGACUUCAACAGCAUUGUUACUGAAUGGAUCGCCCGAUGCAGAGCCAGAGGAGGAGGAGUCGGACAAGCCUCGUUUCACCCUGCAGGAGCUGCGGGACGUCCUGCAGGAGAAAAAUGAACUCAAAGCCCAAGUUUUUUUUCUGCAGGAGGAGCUAGCAUACUAUAAAAGUGAUGAGCUUGAGGAGAACACCAGUCCCAUUGUCUCUACUCCGUCUCCUCCUCCGUCCUUGCCUCCUACUGAUCAGCGUGAAUCAGGAAUAAGACGCUUGAUCUUUACAGCCAUUAUGCCAAUGGUGGCAGCCGGUUUGAUCACGGACGAUCCCACAUUGUUGCCGAUCAGAAGACUUUCCUUCGUAUGACUUUGAGUUUAAAACUUUUUUUUUUUUUAAACCAUGCCAUCUCAACGCCAGUUUUCUAACCUCCACAUUUACAAAUGGGUUUAACAGCUCCAAUCAUCAGUUUUUGAAAACUAAACCUAUCUUGUGGUUUUUACAUUGAAAACUGUGGCUAUUUAACCACUGAUAUCAACUUUUAUGAUAGUACUUGCUUUUAUUUUUUUUUCUAGUUUGAGCUUUACAUAAACUUCAGCAGUUUAAAUGUGAGACAAAUGGCCAUACCUGGACAUUCUCAGGUGUUAUCAGCUCAUAUUUUAAGGUCACCACUUGUGAGUGCUUCACUUUAUGCAGAUCUACCAAGGGAAAGUGUUGAUGCUGCACAUGUCAGAUACUUUUGAUUAGCUUCUUAUUGCAUGGCUUGAUCCAAACACAUAUGGUAUAUGCACAAUAUUUGUUGAGCCUAUAAACUGAACAUCUUGUCUGGUUCAUGCUGAGAUGUAUCUGAUGGGAAAUUGUGGCUCAGUUGCCCGAGUGUGGGAUCAAGGUGCAGAUGAUCAUGUGCCUUUAUUCUCCACUGAGAAACUGGAUGAGCUCAUCAUGUAAAGGCGUUUCUGCCGAUCACUACAGCCUGGCACCAAGUGUUGAGGUGUACACUGGAAAUCAAUCUCCAGGAGAAGUAUAUUCCAUCAUUAAUGAAUACUAUAUGAAUACAACUACUGGUAUGUGCCAGGAUGC